Molecule: messenger RNA, 2947 nt
Organism: Microdochium trichocladiopsis
Lineage: Eukaryota; Fungi; Ascomycota; Sordariomycetes; Xylariales; Microdochiaceae
Exons: 3
Coding region: 479-2947 (822 amino acids)
Source: RefSeq, a predicted model, not a curated record
ACAUCUAGCAGGGUCAUAUUUAUCGAUAGGCGCAAAAGCCGCGUAGGUUAUCGGUAUACGCGAACUAGGCAAAACGUGAAAAGACGUCCUCGUCCACGUCCUCCCAGUUCACGCAGAUUUCCAAGGAUGCAUCCGUCCCGCCAUCGAUCAAGGCACCAAGCGGGGUUGACAAACGAGAUAACGCACGAGCAGUGACAACUACGACGGCUGUAGCGAGGUGUUUCCGGACGAUGAUAUCGGCGGGGCCAGGUCAUUGGCGGCGGUGCGGCAAGACGGAUCAAGGUGGUAGGGACCUGCAUGCUGCCAGGAUAAGUCGCGUUGGUCUUGCGCUGCCCUCAGCCUUCACGAGGUGAACAGAGAAUGGAGGUGACUGCGUCAAGCUGUUAGCUCGGCUCGGCACAACAGCAACAACCCAUCGGUGGAUACCUGGCUCCGAUCACGUCCGUCUUCCCUCCGUUUGGGGCAGUAUCGGGAUCUUAUGGUCAUGAGAUCGGGAUUGCCAGAGGAUCGCGAAACGGGACUCUCGUGGCUGUUUCGCUUUUCGGAGGUGGCGCGAUCAGACUGGUGUCUGGGAUCUGGCACACUGGUACCCGCCACUGCACCGGACUUGAUUGGCUGUAAGACUGCGGUUGCGUGCCAAGAGCUUGACAAGCUGUGGCGGUCGACAAGUGGACUCGGGCGGGUCGUCGGGCAAGCGAUUAGCUAUGUGAGCUCAGCCACGAUUGGGCGUCGACUGCAGCGUCCAGAGCCUUGUCACUUCCUCCUGCUGCUGUUCUGCACCUUACAUCUUGCAACCUCCAACUUAUGCGUCACCGGAACGAGGAGCCGUCAAAAUGUCUCGAUCUCCGGUCCCGAAGUGAACGAACAUGGAAUUAGCGUCCUGUAUGAGGCUGAGAACCCCACUAUCGAUAUCCUCUUUGUCCACGGCUUCACCGGUCAUCCCGAAAGAACCUGGACAUUCGACUACCCCCCUGAGCGAAAUCUUCCGCUGAGGAAGCGCCCCGUGCCUGGCUCCAGCGACGUCCAACCUCCACCUUCCAAAAUCGCACGCAUCUUCUCGUCACAUCCGCAACAGCCCACAGGGCUGGAUAAACUUGACCCCGACCCCCUCCAGGAACCACACGGCGUCUAUUGGGCCCGUGACUUGGUCCCGGCUACACUUCCCCAUUCUCGAGUUCUCACAUACGGCUACGAUACGAAUAUCCGUAGCAGGUUCGGUGGCAGUCCUGUGAGCCAGAAGUCCGUGGGCGACCAUGGCUGGGACUUGCUCUGUACCUUGGCCGACAACCGUCGGGACGCGCCUUCGCGACCCCUCGUCUUCGUCGCCCACAGUCUAGGUGGACUGCUCUCGAAGGUUGCCUUGACCAAAGCCAAUGAACACGGUCAACUUAAGUCCCAGGCUCAUCUGCUCAGCAUUCCUCAGUCGACAGUUGGCUUGUUAUUCUUUGGCACUCCCCAUCAGGGAGCAGACCCACUCAACAUUGCACACCGCGUACUCAAGAGCUUGGCGGGACUCGGGGUACAAUACAAUGAUAGCAUCGUACAGACAUUGUUGCAGAGAGGGGAGUAUUUAAAUUCAAUCCAAGACAGCUUUGUAAUCUUAUCAAAGCACCGUCGUUGGACUAUCUUCUCCUUUCAGGAAGAAUUUGAAGAUGGCCGCCUUGGCAAGAAGGUUGUUGAAGAUGAAUCCUCCUGCAUUGGCGAUCCUGAACUCGAAACUAAACGCCAUAUCGGAAAAGAUCACCGGGACAUGGUCCGGUUCUCCGGCGACAGUGACCCAGAAUACCAGAAAGUCGCACACGCACUGCGCUCCAUCUACGAUCAUAUCCAAGUUUCAUCCGGGCCACAUCUCCAGCGGAGUGGUGUCGCAGAGGAUGACGUGUUCCCCAACAAUGAGCCGUUACCCGCAAAUGUACCCACUAUCGACUCGCCAGUGGCAGCUGAGGUCCUUACCAAACGCCAAGAGCUCAUGGACCUUUUGGACUUUGAUGAGAUUGGUGCUCGGUUGCUAUCGCUGAAGGCUCCUCUCAACAAGACGUGCGCAUGGUUCCUUAGGAAUGAGAAAUACCGCCAGUGGCUGGACCUACAGAACAUUGAUGACCAUCAUGGCUUCUUGUGGAUCAAGGGGAAACCCGGCUCUGGCAAGUCGAUCCUGAUGAAGUUCCUCGAGGAAAAGACCAGAUUGUCUGUUGCUAAAGAUCCCAAUCGUCUCUUCGCCUCAUUUUUUUUCAACGCCCGUGGCGAGCACCUUGAACAAUCCACCUUGGGUGUCUACCGGUCCCUGCUCUGGCAGCUGCUUCAACAUGCCAAGGACCUCCAACGAGUCCUUGACGAGUUCGAUUUUAACGCCUGGCGUGUCAUAAAGAGAUCUGGCUGGCAGAACGAGGCUCUGAAAAAGACCAUAGAAAGGGCCAUCGACUAUCUGGGUGACCGGGACUUGUCGGUCUUCAUUGACGCCCUGGACGAGUGCCAUGAUGACGACGUUGCCGACAUGGUAUCCUUCUUCGAAGACCUGGGCGAGCGAGCGGCUGGAAAAAGCAUACGCCUUCGCAUAUGUUUCUCGAGUCGCCACUAUCCAUUCAUCAAACUUGGGUGUGGCUUCGAACUAAUACUAGAGGACCAAGAUGAGCACAGCGACGACAUCGCCCUGUAUAUCCAAAGCAAGCUGAGCCUGCCCAAGUCAAAGCGAGCCAAAGAUUCGAAGCAAGCCGAGGAUUUCAGACACAAAGUUCUCGAAAAAUCUGCAGGGAUCUUCCUUUGGGUCGCAUUGGUUAUUCCUAUGCUCAACAAAGCAAAUGCUGGGGGCCGAGUCGACCAACUCCAGAAAUGUCUCAGCACAAUACCUACCAUCACGCUGAUGGCCUGCGCUGUUCGCUGUGGCGGGGGGCAGGAGGGGCAAGGUUCACGACAGGGGGAAGAGCGCACUGUGCGGGGGACCGCGGGGUAA